AUGAAUAAUUCAGUAUCGGAUCCGACUGAUUAUGCUAAAUCUUCAAUACCGAAACUAUCACAGUUAGAUUCGUUAUUAAGAUGUCAUAUUUGUAAGAAUUUUUUAAAAAAUCCUGUUCUUACGCCAUGUAGUCAUACAUUUUGUUCAAUUUGCAUGAGACUAUAUUUAAGCAAAGAAGCAAAGUGUCCACUGUGCUUGAAAGAAGUACGAGAAUCAAUGUUAAGGAGUGAAUAUUUGGUUAAUGAGAUAGUUGGAUCGUAUACUAAUAUCAGAGAUGAACUAUUGGCAAACUUGAAGAAACAAGAGGCUAGACAAGAUGGUCAAGAUAUCUCGAUUGUUGAAGUGGAAUCCGACUCGGAAAGUCUACAAGUCUUAGAUAUAGAAGAGGAUACCAAGCAAUAUAUUAGCAAGCAGUUAUCAAAUCAGAGAAACAGGAUAAACAACAGUCAUAUGACCAAAAAGGUAACGAAGAAGAGCAACGAUAUACACAGCUUUUUAAAAUCCAAAAGUAAUGACAUUAUGUUAAAAAAUUCACAACUAAUAGAAUGCCCAGUUUGCUCAAAAAUGGUACCGAAACAAACACUAGAAAGUUUACAUCUUGAUAAAUGCUUAGAAGAACAAUCAUCAAAGCAAACUGACUCUUCUAAUAAUAAUGAUGAUUUGACUGUCUUAUCUGAAAAUAUUACAGAAUUCGAAAGCGAUAAUAGCAAGGACAAAUCAAAGAAAAUUACUAAACAUCGUGCCAAAAUAAAUGACUCUAAACUAAUUCCUAAUGAAAAAACAUCUAACCAUUUUGAUAGGUAUUUACAAUCGACUGCUGCCUCAGAACAUCAGCGUUUACCCAAAAUAAACUUUUCGCACAUGGUGACUUCCCAAAUAAAACUAAAAUUAGCAUCACUUAACUUGCCAUCCACUGGUACCAGACAGAAUAUGAUUGAAAGGUAUAAUCAUUAUGAAAUUUUAUGGAAUAGCAAUUUUUGUGAUUCAAUUAACCCAGUAGCUGAAAGCGAAUUACGUCGACAAUUAGCAAGUUGGGAAGUAUCUCAAAAAAAAGCAUCGAACUCGUCUGGAAAUUCAAUCUCAAGCUUAAUGGAAAUAGCUAAAGCAAGCAAUCACGGUCUAUCAUAUAAAACAUUAAUGUUAAAAUUCAGAACCGAUUCAUUCAAUAAAAAAGCUUGGGCUAAUAUAUUUGCUAAAGAAUUUAACGAACUGAAAAAGGAAGCUAUGUCGAAGUUAAAGAAAGGCAAAAUAAAAUCAAUAAAUGAAGUACCAAGUGAAACACAGAAUGAGGAAAAGAAGGAGCAACGAAAUGAACGCAACGAUAUAACACAAAACGAGAUAGAACCUAAUACAUGUUUUGAUCUUUUAAGUUCGGAAAACGUAAUUGAAUUGACACAACAAAGCAAUAGCAAUGACUCGAUACCAGAUAUUACAAUUUCAAACACUCAAGAAUAUUAG
Tetrapisispora phaffii CBS 4417 is the source of this 1458-nucleotide messenger RNA. RefSeq names its product E3 ubiquitin-protein ligase RAD18 (gene RAD18). Gene Ontology annotation, cellular component: Rad6-Rad18 complex; nucleus. Lineage: Eukaryota; Fungi; Ascomycota; Saccharomycetes; Saccharomycetales; Saccharomycetaceae. Gene Ontology annotation, biological process: protein monoubiquitination; DNA damage tolerance. The record is from RefSeq and is a predicted model, not a curated record. The coding region runs from base 1 to 1458 and encodes 485 amino acids. Gene Ontology annotation, molecular function: ubiquitin protein ligase activity; single-stranded DNA binding. The transcript has a single exon.